This is a messenger RNA of Xenopus laevis (African clawed frog), 4919 nucleotides long. RefSeq names its product nuclear receptor interacting protein 1 L homeolog (gene nrip1.L). The coding region runs from base 700 to 4119 and encodes 1139 amino acids. Gene Ontology annotation, molecular function: transcription corepressor activity; nuclear retinoid X receptor binding; nuclear estrogen receptor binding. The record is from RefSeq and is a predicted model, not a curated record. NCBI's taxonomy places the organism in Eukaryota, Metazoa, Chordata, Amphibia, Anura, Pipidae. The transcript has 2 exons. Gene Ontology annotation, cellular component: nucleus. Gene Ontology annotation, biological process: regulation of transcription by RNA polymerase II; cellular response to estradiol stimulus; circadian regulation of gene expression.
AGACUCGGAGGAAUCUCUAUCCCAGCCUCCAGCACAAGGAGCUCUAAUCAGCCCUGCCCCGCACCAUCAUUCCCCAGCAGCAGUGAGAGCACAAGCAGCACAGACACGCACAGCUCGAGACCCCGCACUGUGUGACAGGACACGGCUCUAGUGGGAGGCCGAGUGAGUGACAGGCGUGUGGGCGGGGCCAGGAGAGUAGCGGCUGAGGAGGAGGAGGCGGGACUCAGUGCUGCGGGGAGGCUGUGACAGUCAGACAUUGCAGCGGAGCCCAGAACCAGAGAGAGAGGGAAGGAGGGAGGCGGAUCAUCAGCAGGAGAAUACGGUGCAGCUUUCCCAGCUUUCAGUGCUUGUGCCGCCCUGGUGGAGAGGCUGUGCGAGGAGCUGCUGGAUACCUGAUACGUGUGUGAUGCGCAGCAAAGGGUUUCUCAAGUUUCAUUCCUGGAUAUGAAAUAAAAAUGGAAUUGCUUCUUGCUUCAAACAACUGAUCCUUAAUCAGAACUAUGAAUUUCAUCAUGUUUCAUCAGUAAUUCAACUGGACUUGCACACUUUUGGAUAUGAUCCUUGGACCAGCAUAUGUUUGGAACACCCCACUGACUUAGAUCAUACAUUUCUGCAUAUUGAAAAGUGGCCGAACUUUCUCUGGUCCUUAAAUCCUGAAACUAGGUAGCCACAUAGCUUCUUCGCAUACGUUUGUUGAACAUGACUUAUGGAGAAGAGCUUAGCUCUGAGAUGCAACAAGAUUCCGUUGUUUUAACCUAUCUGGAAGGAUUACUAAUGCAUCAAACAGCUGGCGGCCCGGGAACUGCAGUUGACAAGCUCUCUGUUAGCUGUGCAAAAUCCGAUGAGAAUUUUAAGAAUUCUGGAAAUAUAUUUUCCAAUUGUGAGAGUAAUGCCCCACUUCGCAACAACAGUAGCCCUUGUCAAGGAUCCGGAAUGUUGCAUCUCAAAAAGGCAAGGCUGUUGCAGUCUUCAGAGGACUGGAAUGCUGCAAAGAGACGACGACUGUCGGAUUCUGUUCCCGGCACAAAUGGCAAAAAUGAAACAUUCUUGGCUGGAAUGGUUGCAAAUGCACCCAAAGGCAAGCAGGAUAGUACAUUAUUGGCAUCUCUCCUUCAGUCUUUCAGCUCUAGACUUCAGGGUGUGGCUCUGUCAAAACAACUUAAAGAGAGUCUCAAGGAGCAAGGCUUUUCUUUUAGCCAGGAGACUGUGCAUGAGGAGAAAAAUAACCAGUGUAUGGGCAUUGCAUCCAGUCACCUUAAGACUUUGUUAAACAAAAGCAGAUCAAAAGAGAAAAUAACAAAUGGUAAUAAGACUGCUAAAGCUUCUAUUCAAGAAAAAUAUACAGAGUCUUCACCUUCUGGUCAAAGCAGCACUAAAGGAGUAGCUGCUGAGCCAAUUUCAUGUGCUGCCAGACUUCAGGCUGUUGCAAGUAUGGUAGAGAAGAGGUCAAGCCCCACUGUCUCACCUAAACCAAGUGUUGCAUGUAGCCAGUUGGCAUUGCUGCUUUCUAGCGAAGCUCACUUGCAACAAUACUCCAGAGAGCAUGCUGUAAAAGCGCAAACUGCUAGUCAGUUAGCAAGCGAAAGGCUAGCCGCAAUGGCACGGUUAAAAGAGACCUCAGAGAAAGACCUUGGUCAUUUUCCUUUGUCAACAAGUUUGCCCACAACCCUCAACAGCCCCUCAAGAACAACUAUUUCCAAUGGUAUAGGUAAUAUCGGUAACAUUUCUCCUUUUUCAAGUCCAUUAAGUGUCCCUCAUUCUCCUCAUAAGUCAGUAGGGUAUAAGAAUCAUUCAGAAAAGAAUCAUCUGAAGCCUUCUCCGAAUAACAGCUUGCUGCUACAUCUACUUAAAAGCCAAAAUGCUGCAAAUAUGAACAAAUGCAACCUUCACAGUGACAAGAUUCCUGCAUUUGAUGAAAGUGCAACACCAACAACUACUGAUGACUUUUCUGACAACAAUCCCAGCUUUACGGAAGAUGAAACCAGCGAUGAUGAAAGUAGUCACUCUAACUGUGCUCCUAUUGACUUGUCAUUUAAAAACAGAGUCGAUAAGCCAGAGGUGUUAAAUACGGCCUCCAUAGACAACUUAACAGAGUCCUUGCUUAAAAACUGGGAUCCAAAAGUUGAAGGACUUAACAUCAACAAAGAUAAUAACCGAGCGCCUUCUUUGGAUUCCACGUUAAAACCACAUCAGAAGGUAACCCUUUUACAAUUACUUCUUGGGCAUAAGGCUGAUGAAAAUCCAGAAAAGAUGGAAGAUCCUCAGGGUCCACAGAGGCGUGCUGAUCUGACAAAGUUCAGCUUGCCAAUACAAAGACAUGUAUCUGAAAACACUCAUAAUUCUGCUUCUUUAAAUGCAUUACCUUUAAACAAUUGUUCGAAAUCAGAUUCCCCCGUUAACCUGACCCAGCCUUUAGCACCAAAAAAUACUUUCACAUCUUACAUAAGUAGCAUUCAGUCUGAAAGACACGUGAAUGUUGCCUCAAAACACUUGAUAGAGCUUACAAGGAAAAAAACAUUUCAUAAUCCCAUCCCAUUAAUAAAGGAGAGUGCACCAAAUAAUGGUGCUUUUAGUGCGAGUAAACUUCUGCAAAAUCUAGCUCAAUGCGGGAAGCAAACCACUGCACCUGAUGAGCAAAUAGCGCAAAAACCAGUAAGUGCACCCAACGGCAAAACUCUAGGGCUGAUAGACAGACUGAGUAGCCCCCUGAUUACCAAUCAAACUCAAACCUUCGAGGAGGACAAACCUUUUAGUAGCCCACCUAAUCCAGCAGACUCCAGAUUUCCUGGCUCAGAGAUUGAAAACCUUUUAGAAAGACGUACUGUUCUACAGCUUCUUCUCGGAACACCAAAUAAGGGGAAACUUGAAAAGAAUCCAAAAAUCACAAUCAAAGAUGAAACUCAACAUCACAGGGUAGAAAAAAAUGCAAGUGAGCAAAUAGUAUCUUUUAAAAUUAAAACUGAGCCUGAGGACUCGUACAGCACACAGCAUUUAAGAGACACUGGAAUUCCAAGUCCAUUGGCCAUGUCUUUUCACAGUUUAUCCAGAUCGCCUUCAGAGGGCAUGACAUCUCCAAAUCUCACUCCACAGGACUUUUCAGUUUCUAGAAAUGGGCUACUAAGCCGCCUGCUUACACAAAACCACGAUGGAUACGAAAUGAGUGACCCGGAUCUAACCAACAGAAACUGUGAACUGCGACAAACAGAAACGAAAAUCCCCUACACUGUUCCAAAAAAGAGAAAAAUGCACCAAAACGAGCAUUUAGAAAGUCAAGUCAAAUUUGCAAAACUCAGCCCUUCUCAAAGUGGGCAAUAUUGUUCUUCACAGUCAUUAAGUGGGCCAAUGUUUCUUCAGGAUGAAAUGCAUAGUAACAGAAGUGAUGUGGACCCUAGGUGCAAUGUAAGCCAGAACUCCUUUAAUGAAGGUAAACAUUUGGGUUGGUCAAGAGAAAGUAAAGGUUUUAAUGUGCUAAAACAACUGUUGCUUUCAGAAAAUUGUGUCAGAGAUUUGUCUCAGCAUAGGAAUAAUGUAUCCGUGGAUGAUAUGGUAAAGGGGAACAGAAGCCACCUAGCUGGCAGUUCUGACUUUGUAACACCCUCAUUAAAUAUGCACAUGGGCAAAAUGUCCAACCACACAAACAGUUUAGGUCAAAUGACGUUUCAGUGUCCAUCUUCUUUAAAGAAUUCCCCACGCCCACCUUCAGACAGCUUGAUACAUAAAUCAUCUCGGACUGAAUUUGGACAAGUCAAUAUGUGCCCUUUUCCUACUGACAAAGGCCCAGUUAAAUGGGUUAUCACAGGUAUGGAAAAGAAUGAUGUUGCACAGGAUUCCCCAAGGUUGACCAAAACCAACCCAAUAUUGUACUACAUGCUGCAGAAAGGAGCACAUUCUGCCGGCAGCCAGGAGCUACGCGAUCGAGGCAGUUGGACUGAAUCCUUACUAGGGAAUGCAACAGAAGUGACAUUUAAACGAGAAAUGGUCAGUUGUAGAGGAACCACCCCAAACGGCAGUGGUGUGACAAAAACAACCACUCCUGUUGUAAAUAAGACAUUGCGUAAUUCCAAUGGUAACAAGUAUGGACUUUUCGAUAUACUGACAAUUAAGAAAGAGCCUGAAUAAUACAGCAGAUUGCACCAGGUUGUUAGUAAAACUAAUGUAAAAGAAUGCAUCAUUUCUAGAGUAUCAGGCAUGAAGACAAGAGAUACAAAGCAUGAUCUUCUUGACAUGUUUUUCAUCUCAUAUAUUUUGGUUGGUUAAAUUGCUUGUGGCUAUAGUUUAUUUGAAAACUGUACAGAUUUUGCUAUUAUGGUUUCUACUUUUUUUUUUCAUUCUGUGAUGAUUUUUUCCCUUAAGGGAAUUUUAUUCCCUUUACUUGGUAAAAAAAAAAAAAUGAUGUUAUAAAUUAUAAAAGACAAAUGUGCUGUUGAUGGCUGGUUUCCAAUAUUUGCCUUACGUGCUGGUCUCUUAAUAGUUACAAGAUAACUUAUCCUAUUGGAGACAAUGAAUUACCAUGGAGAUUUGAAACCCACUGUAUCCCAGCUGUACAGAUACAAAAAUCUGAGUAUCCAUUACUUGCCUUUGGCUAAUCUGCGGGGCUGGGAUUCGUAGUUCCUAAAAAAACGCUGUGCAUUUGAUAGCCCUGCUUUAGAAGACAAUUUAUAGCCCAAAAAGGUUACACUAGGUAAGCCAGGAAAUUUGUUCAGCUUAAUGUGCAAAAGAUUGUGGUUGUUCCUUUACUGCUAAAGCUGUAUCAGCACAGUACAGAGCUUUGUAAAAUGUGUAUUUUUCCAUGGAAUAACAUUUAUUUCUACAUAAUUCAUUUCACGUUUUAUUCAACUUUUCUUUUUUGCUUUGGUGAUUAUUUUAUGGGAAGUGUAGUUCCCAUGAUGUUUACAAUAAACCGGACAGCGAUGGCAUUA